AUGGACGCCAGGAUAUUGCUUUUGCUCGUUUGUUCUGCGGCGUUUUUCGCCGGGCUGCAGUGCGCCUCGACGAGGACCACGGCGGGGAUGGAGCUCCCCGACGCCGGAUUCGGCAACGUUAACGGCGGCGGCGGCGGCAGCAGCGGGGAAACCGGGAGCAAACGGGACUCGAACCAGACCCUGAACUCCAGGCUGAAGAGGAAAACCCUGGCGGUGGACUUCGCGGUGCCCUCUCUGUUGCGCUAUUACCUGGCGGAGUUCAUCAAGAGACCCCUGAACGGCGACUGCCAGACUUUCAGCGGGUGCUACACGGUGCGCGCAAACUUGAAGAUGCGCUGCACCCCCCUGCAGAAGACCGUCGCCACUUUCGCGGACUCCGCGCCGGGGAACGCGUCCGCAGAGGGACGGCUGCCCUUCUCACACUCGCGGCCGCUGUCCAAAGUUCUGAAACUGGGCUUGACGAAGGCGAGCAGGAAGUCGAACCAAGUUGUGGUGGAAAUAGGAGAGGAUCUAGUGCGGACGGGGUGCGGGGGCUUGUCCGUGCACGACGAGGCCCCUGCGCUUGAUCUGGAAAUGGACCUCGCAACUAUUCUGGAGUGGUGGCUCGGCGCGGAGGGGGGCCGGCUCCGGGUCCGGCUCAUGCCCGAGAAAAAGGCGCAGGUGCCCGGCAUGGAGGAUCGCUACACCGCGGCCAUACGCGCUGCGGACCCGCGCCUCUUCCUCCAGAUAUCCUCCAGGGGUGAACCGUUGGCUGGAAGAGCUGCUGCUGGCAUUCCUAGAGGGUACUGGAGCUUCUCCUGGGUGGCCGAGGACGACCUGAGCUUUCCCGGUGACUACGUGCCCACGUCAGAUCACCGAUGCCCUGGCAGUAGCAGAACAUGCGACCAGCACCUGGAGGCUAUCCCAGAGUUCACAUGGAGCAUAGUGGCUGCCGGGGACCAGCGGGAGGAAAGGAACGAGAAAAGCGAGAAGAAGGCAGGAAGCCCCCAGGGCUGGGAGGAAGGUAAGAACGAAGGCCAGUUCCUCUGGGUGAACAGCUCAGCCUUUGGCGGCCCCUGGGUGCUAAGUCCUUGGCUGUGGGGGGGCCAGGGCCCCUGUAGCCUGGACAUGGCUGUGUUCCUCCACCCCAAGCAAAGUGGGCAAUACACCAUAUGGCUCAUAGAGCGGGACAAACCCCCACUUGCCCUCUUCUCCACUGACACGCUGCCACGCAUCACAGGCUGGGCAGUGGUCCACCUCACCCUGGGGACCCACGGAAGAUCACCCUUCCGGCUCUCAGCCAGCUACGAUCAGCGGGUUCCACUGGAUGACAUGGCCACCAUCGAGCCCCACUUCACCACCAACUGCACCAUGGCGUCCUUGCCCGGCCCUAAUGUCACCCUGGAGGGCCAGUACCACUGUCACCAGGGCCCCGGGAUCCCACUGGACAAACUGUGUGACUUCAGCACGGACUGCCCACUCAGCGACGACGAAGGCGACCUAUGUCGACACUUUCUCAACGGCAGCUACUGCUCCUUUGAAGAGGGGGAAUGCGGUUGGCAGUCGGUAUCAGGCCGCGGUCUCUCCUGGAGAAGACUCCAGUCGCCAGCCAAGGCUACCAGACAGAGCUGCCCGUCUUCAGGUGCUACGGUCAGUGUGGAAGGAGGCCAGUCCAAAGGCCAGCGGAGCUCAGCGAUACUGAGGAGCCCCCUCUUCCCCCCACCCCUGAGAAACUCCCCGUGCACGGUGCGAUUCUGGCUGUGUUCUGGAGGCUUGCAGAGGGGGUCGUUGUCUCUGUGGAUAGCUGAGAACGCCACAGGCCCUGAGGAGCAGCGCAGACUGUGGCAUUCAGCCAGCCAACCCAAAUCUGAAAGGGGCUGGAAACUUGUCAUAGUCCCCCUUUACGGGCUGGCAGACUGGUUUUGGCUGCAGUUCAGCGCUGAAGAUGGACCUGGACCCGGCUCAGCCAUCUCUAUCGACAACAUCUCUUUCAGUAUGGACUGCUUCCUGGCAUCCAACGGUGAGUUUCCACCUGUGGUCGCCAGCUCAACCAGGCUGCCCUUCAGACCGACCAACAGGACUACGCCCCCGGUCAUUGGAAGCGAUUUGAUAAACUUCCCCGCCACGGAUUACUCACCAUACAUGGGCUGCAACAAAGUAAGUGUGCCCCCUACUGGCCUGCAGCACGUCCACCAUCAGGAGAAUGUCAAUGGAGGCACUUACACAGACUUGACAUUUCCCACCUCGCAGUCUCUCACGUCCAAGCUUCAAAAGGCCAAAAAAUGGAUUUUUCAUACCUGCGGGGCUGUUGGACCUGAAGGCCCGACUCCCACCCAGUGCCUCAACUCCUACAGGAACAGCAACAUCAACGUGACUGUAGGCACCCGAGGGCCCUUCAAAGGCAUUCAAAAGUGGCGGGUCCCCGAAACUGGCACCUACAGGUUCACAGCCUACGGUGCAGCUGGGGGUCGAAGCGUGAUGGCCAUGAGCAGGUCACAUGGUGUCUACAUCACAGGAGACUUCCUGCUCAGGAAGGGCGAGUUCCUUUACGUCCUGGUCGGACAGCAAGGAGAGGAUGCCUGCCCCAAUUCCAACGGCAUGCUGAAUAGGAUCUGCCUGGAACAGAGUGGCCCCAUGGUGAACAAAACCCAAGUGAAAGGGGGUGGAGGAGGAGGUGGUGGGGCCACGUAUGUGUUCAAGGUUGACAAAGAAGUGUAUAUCCCCCUCAUCAUCGCUGCUGGGGGAGGCGGCCGGGGCUACAGCAGCCUAUCAGAAACCCAGCUGGAGCAGAUGGACUAUGACCCCAGCCAACCGGGACGCAGCGGGAAGUCAAACGCUGCAGGUGGAGGCGGGGGUUGGAAUGAUAGUGCUCCUGUCAGUCAGGGGGGCAGACCGCUGGUGCUCGGAGGCCAGGGAGGGCAGGCCUGUCAAAAGUUCUGGCAGACCCGCGGCGGCUUCGGGGGUGGUGGAGGUGGCUGCAUGUCGGGUGGAGCCGGCGGAGGCUACAGAGGCGGCAACACCUCCAUAGAUAACAACCCCAAACACGACGGUGACGACGGCACGUCCUUCCUCGGUCCAGAGGGACAGCCCUUCCUCCACCCUCUGAAAGCUAUGGAGGGGGAUGGCGAGGUAAUCAUCAGUCCGGUGCAGAACUGCAGCCACUGUGAGAGCGAUGAAUGCCAUGAGACCCAGGACGGCAUCGUCUGCUACUGUGAUAUUGACCUGAUCCUGGCACUGGACGGGGUGUCCUGCAUCAACGCUACAGAGGUGUCCCUGCUGCCUCUGCAGCCGUCUCUCUCCCACCUGGCUCUGGGUCUGUCUGUGGGCACCUCCGCCCUCAUCGCCGCCCUGCUGCUGGCUGUGUCCGGAGUCAUGAUAAUGUACAGACGUAAACACACAGAGCUGCAGUCUAUUCAGCUGGAGCUGCAGAGUCCAGACUGCAAGCUCAGCAAGCUGCGGGCAUCCACCAUCAUGACCGACUACAACCCCAACUACUGCUUCGCCGGCAAGACGGCGUCCGUCAACGACCUGAAGGAAGUACCGCGGCGUAACAUCUCCCUCACCAGGGGCCUGGGUCAUGGUGCCUUUGGUGAAGUCUAUGAAGGGCUGGCAGUGGGGAUACCAGGUGAACCGAGCCCACUGCAAGUGGCAGUCAAGACCCUUCCUGAGGUCUGCUCUGAGCAAGACGAAUUGGACUUCCUCAUGGAGGCUCUAAUUAUCAGUAAGUUCAGCCACCAGAACAUUGUGCGUUGUAUAGGAGUCAGUCUGCAGGCCAUGCCCAGGUUCAUUCUGUUGGAGCUGAUGGCCGGAGGUGACCUCAAGUCCUUCCUGAGGGAGACCAGACCCCGGCUGGAGCACCCGUCCAGCCUGACCAUGGUGGACCUUCUCAACGUGGCCAGAGAUAUAGCUAAGGGCUGCCAGUAUCUGGAGGAGAACCAAUUUAUACACAGGGACAUUGCAGCUCGGAAUUGCCUACUGACCUGCAAAGGGCCGGGCCACGUCGCCAAGAUUGGGGAUUUUGGGAUGGCUCGAGACAUUUACAGGGCAAGCUAUUACAGGAAGGGUGGGCGCGCCAUGCUGCCAGUGAAGUGGAUGCCACCAGAAGCCUUCAUGGAGGGCAUCUUCACAUCUAAAACAGACACGUGGUCAUUUGGGGUUCUGCUGUGGGAGAUCUUCUCAUUAGGCUACAUGCCGUAUCCGAGUCGCAGUAACCAGGAAGUGCUGGAGUUCGUAACCAACGGUGGAAGAAUGGACCCACCGAAAAACUGCCCUGGGCCGGUGUACCGUAUUAUGACUCAGAGUUGGCAGCAUCAGCCUGAAGACAGGCCCAACUUCUCAACAAUCCUGGAGAGAAUUGACUACUGCUUACAGGACCCUGAUGUGGUGACCAUGCCCCUGCCUAUAGAGUAUGGACCCAUCCCCGAAGAGGAGGAGCGAGUACCCAUGCGCCCUGAUGACCCCUCAGCUCCAACCGUGCAGGUGAAUGCCCAGGUGCCUGAUGGGGAGGUUCCACCCCCAUCCUAUCCUACUGAGGACAGCCGGAGAGGUGGGGAGCACACGGUCGAGACCAGCACAGCAUCCGAGGCCAAAGCACAGACGUCGGCCCAGUCCCAGCCGUACCUCCACCAGCACCAGCAGCCUCACACGCAGACCUCCAUCACCAUGACAACCACUAACACAGUCACCUCCACAGCCAACUCCACACUCACUGCCAAGGGAUCUCACGUCGCCACUCAGCCCAGCCCUGAGGGGGGCCACAUCAACCUGGCGUUCACCCAGGGCCACGCGCCAGACAAGGAGGGCCACAACGGGAAGAGCACCAGUCUCUGGAACCCAACAUACGGCUCGUGGUUCCUGCAGCAGAGGAAGCAGCAGCAGCAGGCACAGCAGCAGCAGCAGAGGCAGGGAGGGGGGGGAGCGGGCGGGAGCAGUGGCAGGGUGCCUGGCGAGGGGCAGGAGCAUGUGGGCCGGACUGUGGCCGAGGUGGCGGGGGCGCUGGGUCUCCAGCACCAGCACAAGCAGUACCAACAGCAGCUCCAGCAGCAGCAGCAGCAGCAGCUCCAGCAGCAGCAUCAGCUCCAGCAACAGCACCAACUCCAGCUGCUGCACCAUCAGCAGCAGCAGCAGCAGGGUCUUUGCAGACCUCUGUUACCCCCACCGCCACCUCCUGCUGCCCAGUCGCCUCUGCUUUUAGAUUCCGCCACCUUGCCCCCUGUUCCCCUCUACAGACUGAGACGGUUCCCCUGUGGGAACAUCGGCUACGGCUACCAGGAGCAGGGCCUGACCCUGGAGGCCGCUCACGGUAACCCCAACCCCCCUCCUCCGGCCCCUCAGCCACAGCAGGGCAUCUCCAUGCCCUCCUCAGCAGCCCACCAGAGGGGGGUCUCCAUUCCCACCUCAGUGUCCCUGGGUCGGUCGGGUUUGUCCGAGGACAGCCGUCCACUGCUAGUCACCAUGGGGACCGUACAGGACCCCAGGCUGCCCAGGAUGGAGGGCCACAACGCCACCGUGCUUUAGCCCUAAUGCCUGUAUUGCUGGUCUUUUUUUUUUUCUUUCUCGGGCAUGGUCUUUGGAGACUGCGUGUUCAGGACACAUGUGAGGAAACACUGCGUCAGGACAGAGACUGUUUUACACCACCCCUACCGUCCCACCAUUUUGGUUUCACCCUCCAGUUCUCACUGUAACUGAGCUGAAUGAGUCCAUC
Molecule: messenger RNA, 5683 nt
Organism: Anoplopoma fimbria (sablefish)
Lineage: Eukaryota; Metazoa; Chordata; Actinopteri; Perciformes; Anoplopomatidae
Gene: alk
Product: ALK receptor tyrosine kinase
Biological process (GO): regulation of cell population proliferation; protein phosphorylation; regulation of neuron differentiation
Cellular component (GO): signaling receptor complex; membrane
Molecular function (GO): transmembrane receptor protein tyrosine kinase activity; ATP binding
Source: RefSeq, a predicted model, not a curated record